AUGGAAGACGUCCUCGCCAAGGCGUGGGCACAAAUCAAGUGGGAGGAAGAUCAAUACAGCCAUCACCGAUCUUCACCAAGCAGACACACUAGAAGAGAUUCCAGGGUGGAUAGACGGACGACCGAGGCGGUCGAAGCUCUUAAGGGGCUCGGAGACAAGGUCAAAUGGCCAGAAAAGUUGAGGACACCAGCUGAUCAGGGGGACAAGUCAAAGUGGUGCAAUUUCUACGCUGAUCUCGGACACCGAACAAAAUAUUGCAUCGCAUUGAAGUUAAAAGUGUCGCACUUACUAAAGCAAGGUCACCUGACUGACCUCCUUACCGACAAGGGACGUCAAACCUUGCAACAAGGCCAAGAUCGUCAGCAAAGCAACACAGAUGUCACCCCGCCUAGACCACCGCAACCUGAUCGAAAGGUGAACGUGAUAACUGGCGGAUCAGAAGUUAGUGGAAUCACUCACUCGGCAGCCAGGAGACACACCAGGCAGGCUGGACAUUUACAAGCUGAACAUGGCAAAGCCGAAAGAAACGCAACCAUCCAGCCGGCACAAACCAUCUCUUUCACCACAUCCGAAUCCACCAGGGAAAUGGGAAUCGACGAAACUAAGAUCAUAAGGAAGAUGACCGUUCUCGUUGGCUUUAGCGGAGAGCAAAAAACCACACUUGGUGAAAUUGAGCUACCCGUCUAUGCUGAAGGGGUCAACCUAUGCACGCGGUUCCUAGUGGUGGAUUCUCCAUCCGCUUACAAUGUCAUUUUGGGUCGACCAUGGAUACACGAGAUGGGGGCUGUACCGUCCACCUACCACCAAGUCCUGAGGUUGAAUGUCGAUCCCGACUACCCUCCAAGGAAGCAAAAGUGA
This is a messenger RNA of Salvia miltiorrhiza (redroot sage), 858 nucleotides long. RefSeq lists its product as uncharacterized. Lineage: Eukaryota; Viridiplantae; Streptophyta; Magnoliopsida; Lamiales; Lamiaceae. Bases 1 to 858 code for a protein of 285 amino acids. The transcript is spliced from 4 exons. The record is from RefSeq and is a predicted model, not a curated record.